Messenger RNA from Candidozyma duobushaemuli, 927 nucleotides. RefSeq lists its product as uncharacterized. The transcript has a single exon. The coding region runs from base 1 to 927 and encodes 308 amino acids. NCBI's taxonomy places the organism in Eukaryota, Fungi, Ascomycota, Pichiomycetes, Serinales, Metschnikowiaceae. Gene Ontology annotation, cellular component: endomembrane system. The record is from RefSeq and is a predicted model, not a curated record.
AUGAGAAUUCUAGGGCUAUUUAUAUUCACCUUUUGCGCCGUUUUCGUGGCUGCAAACUGGUCACCGGAGGAUUAUGAGAUUUUCAGCUUGAAUGACAAAAUCAAGAAAGAUCUUGGUCCAGAGACCGACUUCUACACAUGGCUAAAUCUACCUAGAGGACCCAAGUCUUCUUUUGAAGAGAUCAACAAGGCUUACAGAAAAUUGUCGAGGAGAUUGCAUCCUGAUAAGUUUAGCGGAAGACCAAAGAAGCUUAAGAAGAAGGCGGAGGAGCGUUUCCAAAGAUUGUCUCUUGUCGGCAACAUCUUGAGAGACCACAGCUUGAAGACUAGAUACGACUAUUUCUACGACAAAGGUUUUCCCAAAUGGAGAGGCACGGGCUACUUUUACCUGAGAUUUCGUCCUGGUUUUGUUCUUACAUUGGUCGUACUCUUUUUGAUCGUGGGAUUGUUCCACUAUGUCUCACUCAAAAUCAGCAGAAAGCAGGACUACAAGAGAAUUAUGAACAUGAAGGAUGAGAUCAGAUCGCAGGCUUGGAAUAACUCCGGUGUGCCACCGUUAGAUGGCUCUGAUAGAAAAGUUGAAGCUCCCAACGGUGUUCAAUUUCAUGUCUCUAAUACUGGUGAUGUCAGUAUCAUCGAGACCGAGAGAAACAACAACAGGGUGCUCGUUCCUUUGGAUGAAAAUGAUAUCAACGUGAACCCAGGUUUCAAAGAGACUUUAUUCUUCAAAGUGCCUGCAAAACUUUGGAACGUGUCUAUCGGUAAGGUCACUGGGAAGGGUAUCGACACCACUAUUGUUUAUCAAACAUCAUCGGCUGAAACCGAGAAGCAAACCCAGGAAAAGAAGACCAAGAAAAAAAAGAAGCCUAAGGGAAACAAGAUCGAAUUGCCUAAUGGCAAAGUCAUCUAUAGCAAACCCAAAAAGUAA